GCAACACGAGUGCGAGGGCCCCGAAUAGUAACGUAAUGAUGGUUUAAGAAGAACAAGUUCCAGCGUUACUCUGAAAAAUACUUUUAUAGCAGCCUGGUAAAUUAUUUAAUAAGUUUUGGAAGGCACAGUUUUAACUGUUAGCAUGUUUCCAUCUUCUAGCAGGGUGAAACUCAACAGAGUUGCGCUAAAAGACGUUGUUGGGUUACAGCUGACCCCGCGGCGGAGACGAGUCCCAAAGUUACUGAAUAGAAUUUCGGCUGAAAGCAAAAAACAAGAGAAAAACUUUGAUUCCGUGCAGCUAAUUUCAGAGAAAGAUAUGGUGUCACCUCCGGGCAGCAAUGAACCCGACCAAAACUUAACGCACACAAUGGGUUCCGAAAAGAAGACACAGCCGCCGAGCACUCACGACGAGGAGGAGCCGGAGGAGAAUGGCUCAGAUGUUGGUAGACAUAAAGAGCCAAACCUCUCCGGUCUUACUGGUUCAGAAGUGUUACUAAGAAGAGCCGUCGGAGCCUCCCACUGUGGUGUCUGUGGGGAAUGUAAAUACACUUCCCCUCAGCGCAAGGCGCCGGGUAAGCUAAAAAGAGCUAGCCCAGGGUCAGAGCCACCUGCUACUCAGUCAGAAAUCGAAAAAGAAAACACAAUCACUCAGAGCUCUAAGAAGAUUAUCGUGUGGAUAAACCAGUAUCCCAAAGUGAUCCUUUGUGACGUUGCCAAAAAAUGUGAAGCUUGCGGUCACGAUUGUGGGUAUGUGUUACCGGAUGCUCUCGAGAACAAGGUUGUGCGUUGCUUCCAGCAGGAGAUGAGAGCUUCAAUACGGUUUUGGCCUACUUGUUUAAGGCAUAAUGAAUCAGAAACUGAGAAAAAGGCUCUGUUUAAAAGUAGCAAGUGUUGUCCAAGUGCUCAGGAUGAGAAGACCGUCUGUCAGUCUCAAAGUCUGAUCCGCCAGAACCACCUGGAUGAAGGCAUGCAUUCACAGCCAUUAUCCCAUCAUACCGUGAGUCCUUUCCACCGGAGUCAGACAGGCGAAGACUCUGCAACUUGUUCUGCUUCUUUUUUACUAGAUGAGCAUACAAAGACAGGCAACUGCAGAGGUGGCAUGCGUGACAGAGAUGCUGAAGUGGACCUUGGUCCAGGAUCAGAUCCAGUAAGCCCAGAGACUUGUAGAGAAAAAGGAAAGGUAGGGGAUAGCAUUGAGUGCAGCAGCACUUUGGACUUUGCGCCCACCGAUAAGUGUAGCGCUUCAGGUGGUCAGAAAGGCGAUCCCACAAAUGCUGAUGGAUCACACGUGUUGUCAGAUCUCAUCGAUCAUGUUAGUGACGAGGAUACAGAUGCACCAGAGUCGUACACUUGCCAGAGAGUAAGGGCGUAUUUGAGAAAAAUACAUUUUUCAUGUGCACGCACUUACAUGGCCUGGCCUUUCUCAAAGACUUGCACAGCAAAUGCUUCUACCACAGCAGGGACUAUUGAUCCAUCAGCAAAGGAUGGGAUUGACUCUGCAACAGCUAAUCAAAGUAUGCCAGGUUCAUCCAGUAACCUGUUCAAGGACAUUCCCCCGAGGGCACCUACAGAGAAAUGGGAAGAGGAUGGAGAAAGCGCUUUUGCUCAGGGAAAUGAGAAAAGGCACAGAAAAGACAUGGAGACCUCACCGCUGUUUAACCAGCCUGAAGAGUUAGAAACCAGGCCUAAUUCAGAUACGGCAUCAUUCCCCCCUCCAGCUCAGUGUGGAAGGGAGCGUGGCACUGAUGGAGUCUCAGCCUCGGCUUUGCUAGUUAAUGGACCAGAAACUGUCACCUCCAUAUCGACCCCUUCCCCCUCAGUCCUCGGCCUGAGUGACUGGGACACUGCCACCACUCUGUCUCUUAUGUCAUCUCCAUUCACACAGGGCAGCAUGAGCAGCCUCUCAGCCACAACAUCUUCUCUCCCACCUUCAUCGCUUAUUCCCAAGAGAGUCAAUGUUGCUGACAAAAUAUUGUCCUCCUGUGAAGAAGCCCAAACAGCUUCUUCCUCUCCCAAUGUUCCUCUGCACAGCCCUGACUCCUUUCAUACAUGUGAAUCCUUUGUCCUUCCUCAAGAUGAAUAUGAAAAUGACAAGGAACCAUUCCCAUGCAGGAGCCCCCCCAGACUGGACCCAUAUUAUUGUGCAAGUUCGUUUAGGGGCAAUGCUUCAGUGGGUUCACUAUUGUGCAGCAUCUCCCAGGAACACUGCGUAGAGUCAGACUUGAAUGAAUUCAUGCUUCCACCUUUGCUCUCCCCUGUCCAUUCACCACAACGGCAGUUGUGCCAGAGAAGCUUCUCGUGCUGCAGCUCAAGCAGUACAGAUGAGGAAGAAAUGAACAAAGAUGUGAGCAACUUGCCACAAAAUGAUAAUUGCAAGGAUUGUCUUGAGCACCAUAUUGAAGAGUUGGAAAGAGACUUGUCAGACUUUACAACUCCUGAGACACCAAGGGAACCUCAGUCUUCUCCCAGCAGUGAAGAAGAAAGUGAUGACGAGGAUGAUGUGGAGCAGGGUAACCGAAUUUCAGAACAAGUUUCCUUACAUCGUAAAAUAAAGCCGAGCCUUAGCUCAGGUGUUCUGACAGAGCCCUGCUCUUCUUCCUGCAGCGACGAAAAGAACGGUGCGGCCUUGAGUGAUGGAGAAUCACACUCAGACACAGAAGAGGGAUCAAGCCCGUCUAAAAUAGCAAACAGCGAAGAGGAUAAAACCCAAGGAGAAGCAGCUGGUGAUUCUCAGCCUGGCAUUUUGGACGAGUUAACAGCCUACGAACAGGACAUCCUGCUUGUUGACGUGAUCCAGGACGACCCAGAACUGUUUGACAACCUGCCUGAUCAAAGUUUGCUGAAGCUGGGUCCUACCCGAGCUGCCGAGGCUCCGGGAACCAAACCUGCUGCUGUGGUGAAUACUCCAAGAAGAGAUGGAGCGUCACAGGAGCUGCAAGAGAGAUUGGCUCCAGUUACUGUGGAUUUGCCUUGUGACAGUCCCAAUAACACAGAGGAGAGUAACAGCAGGCCAUGGAGACCUCAUUCUAGCAGCACCCAUACUGGAACACAGAGCGACACAUGCCCUACCUCCACUGAGAAGCAAAGCAAACAUGUGGUUCAAUCUGAUACCAACAGCAGUCAUGUAAAUAGUGGCCCAGAAAGGAGCCAGCCCAUCAAGACGGUGAACUCCUUUCAAAACAUCCCCCCACUCAUGUCCAUGGGAACCGCAGGGGCAUGGAUCACAAACUCCGCAAACAUGAUGGAUUUUAGGCGCCUGAAAUCAAGUUCUUACUGCAGGCUGUACUUCAGUGAAUCACUGACCUGCGGGUUCAAAAUGUGUCGCUUCCAACAUCUGCCUAUGGAGGGGGAUGAAAAGUUUUGUAUUGAAAACGUGACAAGAUUCAUCAAAAAUCCAACGUGCCUUCAGAAAGCAGGAGCUGUGUUUACAGGAUAUUACCAGAAAAACCCGCCAGGAGUGUAUUUCUCUUUGCCGAUAUUUUUCUCCCUCCUCUGGGCUCUGCUGAAAGCUGGCAUGUUGUCCGAGGUCUUUUCCGUCCUCAGUGUUGGCUUGGCUCACAACAUAGUGCCCAGCCACGAGUUCCUCCUCUCCCUUUUUAACUGCGUGAGAGAAAAGGGUGUGAUGGGCUUUGUGCCUGAACUCAUGCAGCUCACUUUCAAGAUGGCCAACGCUGGACUAGAGCUGAGUUUGGACUGCCUCGACUGUGUAAGGAACACUCCUCUUUUCCAGCAAAUGAUUCAUCCAAACUCGCCUUCGGUGUCCGGCAACAACAAGGUUUCCUCUGGUGCACCGUUUCCAGAGUACCUGAAUUUAGCCCAUUCCAUUGUGGAAAUGGAGCUUUGUAUGAAACAAGAGGACUGGAGGAGGAUAGGUGAGGUUUUUAGAGGGAUCUGCCAGUCCAACCAGCACCCCAGCCAAGUGGAGCGCAUCAGUGGUCGCAUUGCUGUCGCGCUCCUGUCUGAGGGCAAAGACAAGCUGUCACUGCCCUUUUCUGUAUUUGCUGAGACAGUGUGUCAGAAUGAAAGUGAGGACAGCAUGGUGAGGAGUUUCGUAGGCAGAAUUGGAGUCUCUCUGAUGUUACGGUACCACAAAACGCAUCAGUGGGCCAAGGGUCGCAGGGUGGUCGAGACGCUGUCUGUUUUAAAAGUCGGCUUCUCAACUCUGAAAGGUCUGUUUGGGAACGAGGACGGAGCGUCACGAUGCUGCCUGAUCACUGUGGCUGCAGAGGUCUUCCUCCUGAGUGGCAGCGUGGAGGGAGCUCUGAACACACUCCGAGAAAACAAGUGGUUCCUGAGUUCGUCCUCAUGGCCGUGUGAGCCUGCCGAUCUGGAGAGUAGGACUCGUGUGCUGAUACGUCUGGCUGAAAAAACCUCUCACAGAGACACGCUGGAGCUUCUCUGUAAUCUUCCUGGAGUUAAAGAGUCAAGUGACUCGAUGGAUAUCUCCAGGUACAGCCCCUUGUUUAACUCUCACCUUCAAGUGUGUGUGGACAGGCAGAUACUUCCUGUGGCUUCAGACACGGUGGACUUUAUGCUCUCUAAAAACCUGGCUGUUGACCACACAGUGCUUCGGAUACUUUUACAGAAACUGGGCAAGCAAAACCUCUGGCUCCGGGCUCGGGAAGUCUUCAAACAUUCUCUGAGUGUGGGCUACUACCCUGGAGUCUCAGCUCCCCCUGGUUUCAUGACACUGAUUGUCCCCUGUCGACUGGGGGAGGUGGAGCUGGCUCUCACCUUCGAGAUGUUCAUCACUGUCAACGCAACAGUCAUUCACCACCUAUCAGAGCCCAUUACUUCUCUCACCAUUACUCUCAAAAGGACUCAAAGCUGUGAGAGCGAGUACCUCUCUGCUGGCAGCCGCCUCCUCUCUGCAGCUUGUAUCCCUCAGCCCAAACUAAUAGUCCAUUACACAGCAGUCAACUCAGAACAAGAACAAGUGUUCAUGCUGGACGUUCCCUCUGCCCGCCGCUGGCUCCGCCACAAUCAUCUGUGGGCCCAUGAGGUGUGGACACACUAAACCACCAGCUGUUUAUUUCUUUGCUGUCUACAGAACUCCUUCUCUUUCCUUUAGAAACUGCUUGUGCUCAACAGCCGCUGACUCUCAGGAAAACAACCAAUGAAAUCAGGAAUAUGAAAGAUUGCAUAUUUCUUGGUCAUGUUUCAAUUGACUUGAACUGAGGAGCAGAAAAACACAAAGACCAAAAACUACUAUUCUUUUCUUUCUUUCUUUCUAUCUUUAUUUUUUUUUGGUUCAGAGUAGUUUUAAAAUAGGUUAAGAGGUUGUUUCCUGAGUUCUUUUAGCUGAUUUGUCAAUCUGUUUGUGAGAUUGACUCUUUGAAAGCAAAAACUCUGUUUAGGAACAGAGUCCAGCAUGUUUGUUGCACGAUUGUGUUUACUUCAUUGUAAAUAACAUCUGAGUGUAAAUAGGUAUAUAUUUAUAAUGGUGUUUAGUCUUUGACAGUAUUAUGUUGUUAUAUUAAUGUCAAAACCUCAAUUGUUGCCAGUUAAGGAGCUGUGAUUUACCUUUUCUUUGUAUGAAGUUUUU
Messenger RNA from Maylandia zebra (zebra mbuna), 5545 nucleotides. The record is from RefSeq and is a predicted model, not a curated record. Lineage: Eukaryota; Metazoa; Chordata; Actinopteri; Cichliformes; Cichlidae.